AUAGAGUGAACAAGAGUCACUUGGAGAACAAAAGGAGGAAUUUUGGGGGACGAGUCAUUCAGGGAGGGAGGGACAGAGAAAGCUCGCUACAUGUGCCUGGCUGGGGUACAGAGCAAAGAGUAGAUAAAGACAGAGAAGUGUCUGACAACAGCCAUCUGAGGACAAGGGGAAUUGUUGGAGGAAGGGACAGGAGAGCAAGCAGAGCUAUUUCAAGAGUGAGCAGUAGAAGGGAACAUAAGAACCCACGGACUGUCUAAAGUCAACGAGGAAGGGUCCAGAGGCAGUCAGGGAAGGCCAGGACCGGGGCCAAGGCCAGGGCAGGCACGAUCACUGAGGGGAUGAACUUCACAGUGGGUUUCAAGCCGCUGCUAGGGGAUGCACACAGCAUGGACAACCUGGAGAAGCAGCUCAUCUGUCCCAUCUGCCUGGAGAUGUUCUCCAAACCGGUGGUGAUCCUGCCCUGCCAGCACAACCUAUGCCGCAAGUGUGCCAACGACGUCUUCCAGGCCUCGAACCCUCUAUGGCAGUCCCGGGGCUCCACCACGGUGUCUUCGGGGGGCCGUUUCCGCUGCCCAUCUUGCAGGCAUGAGGUUGUCCUGGACAGACAUGGUGUCUAUGGCCUGCAGCGAAACCUGCUAGUGGAGAACAUCAUUGACAUUUACAAGCAGGAGUCUUCCCGGCCACUGCACUCCAAGGCUGAGCAGCACCUCAUGUGUGAGGAGCACGAAGAGGAGAAGAUCAAUAUCUACUGCCUGAGCUGUGAGGUGCCCACCUGCUCCCUCUGUAAGGUCUUCGGCGCCCACAAGGACUGCGAGGUGGCCCCACUGCCCACCAUUUACAAACGCCAGAAGAGCGAGCUCAGUGAUGGCAUCGCAAUGCUGGUGGCAGGCAACGACCGUGUGCAAGCAGUGAUCACACAGAUGGAGGAAGUGUGCCAGACCAUCGAGGACAACAGCCGGAGGCAGAAGCAGUUGCUCAACCAGAGGUUCGAGGCCCUGUGUUCUGUGCUGGAGGAGCGCAAGGCAGAGCUGCUGCAGGCGCUGGCCCGAGAGCAGGAGGAGAAGCUGCUGCGAGUCCGGGGCCUCAUCCGCCAGUAUGGAGACCACCUGGAAGCUUCCUCCAAGCUCGUGGAGUCCGCCAUCCAGUCCAUGGAGGAGCCGCAGAUGGCACUGUACCUCCAGCAGGCCAAGGAGCUGAUCAAUAAGGUCGGGGCGAUGUCGAAAGUGGAGCUGGCGGGACGGCCCGAGCCAGGCUACGAGAGCAUGGAGCAGUUCAGCGUGAGCGUGGAGCACGUGGCCGAAAUGCUGAGGACCAUCGACUUCCAGCCGGGCGCUUCCGGAGAGGACGAGGAUGAGGAAGUGGCACUGGACGGGGAAGAGGGCGGCGCGGGGCCAGAAGAAGAGCGGCCGGAGGGGCCGGAAGGCACAGGCGGGCACUGAGCCCUAGGUCCUGGCGCUGGGGUCGCGGA
Messenger RNA from Lontra canadensis (Northern American river otter), 1468 nucleotides. RefSeq names its product tripartite motif containing 54 (gene TRIM54). The record is from RefSeq and is a predicted model, not a curated record. The coding region runs from base 339 to 1439 and encodes 366 amino acids. Gene Ontology annotation, molecular function: zinc ion binding. Lineage: Eukaryota; Metazoa; Chordata; Mammalia; Carnivora; Mustelidae. The transcript is spliced from 9 exons.